This is a messenger RNA of Adineta ricciae, 2097 nucleotides long. NCBI's taxonomy places the organism in Eukaryota, Metazoa, Rotifera, Eurotatoria, Adinetida, Adinetidae. The record is from the annotation of a GenBank genome assembly.
AUGCGGCCUGGUCAAGUUUUUGUUGUUUACCGUUCUGCAGCACUUUCGCUGGCGAAAUCCAAUAUGCGCCGUCGCCAAGCUAAAAAUUCAACAGCAGAAGAUGAUCAACGAAUUUGUACCAAAGUUAAUUGUUUGAAAUGUUGCAAGAAGUCAACAGCAUUUCUUUUUUCACGCGUCGGUUUGUUUCUUGUCAUGAUGGGUUAUGUAGCUUUCGGUGGCAUCUUAUUUCAAUUACUCGAAGCAGGAAAUGAAGCAAAAAUGCGUAGUAAUAUGGCUGAAGAGCUUAACAAAACACUCAACAAACUAUGGAAUGUUACGAUGAUGGCUAAUUCGAUUCCUGAAGAAUAUAAACGAGGCAAUUUUAGUCGCUGGGCGACACCAGAACUUGCUGCAUUUGAAGAUACAGUUAAAGUCAAAGUACAAGAAGGUUUUGAUGGACGAACUGUUGAUUCAGAUCAUGAUUGGAAUUAUUUCGGAGCUGUUCUUUAUGCUGUCACACUUGUUUCAACAAUUGGUUACGGGCAUAUAACAACAAAGACGAUGCAAGGAAAAAUAGCAACGAUUCUUUAUAGUGCAUUCGGUGUGCCAUUGAUGAUGCUUUUCGUUGCCAAUAUCGGUUCAACUAUGGCGAAAAUGUUCUCAUUCGUAUUCACACGCAUCACCAUGAUUUUCUGUUGUCGAUUAAGUAGUAAAAAGAAGCGAACAUUAAAAUAUCGUCAAAAGUUACUAGAAAAAGCGAACCAAGCACAAUAUAUCGUCGAUGAAAAACCAUCGACGACGGUCUACACUCAAGAAGUGAAAUCAAAUUUGAAACCAGCAUUCGAAGAGAAACCUCACUUAUCACCACCAACAACAUCAACAGCACCAUCGAAGCCGACGUUUCCUUCGACUACUAGUUCAACAACUGAUAUUUCAGCUGAUCUACGGCAGCUGCCAGCAGAUAUUCGUUUGAACAUGUUAACCGGCAUCACAAAUCAAAACAAACCGCGCUCUUUAGCUUCAUCAGCCAAUUCAGUUGCAGGAAAACCAAAGGAUGCGCUUGUUCGCAUUAAUGAACUUAUUCGACAGAACUCCGUUCAAGACAUUGACCAUAGUAAUGAUCAUGAAGAUGAAGAUACUCGACGGCAAUCAAUAGAUGUUAAUCAAAUACAAUAUUACAUUAACGAAACAAAUAAGCUAACAAACAGUUUAGAUAAUUCGACACAAGAAAAGCCAUCAGAGACAAGCGAAAAAGAUGAAAGUAACAUGAAACAGGUUGUUAUUGCCGACGAGAUUACCAAUGUACCUGAAACUGACACGAAGAAAAAAUCGAAAAAAGCAGAUAAAAAGAAUCUGAAACGUUCAAAAUCUGAAUCGACACACAAUCGUAAAUCGCCUACCAAACCGGUUUCUGAUUCUUCCUCUACCAAAGAUGCAGAAUCAGCUAAUACAGCGAACAAGCCUCCACGUCGAGGAUUUUUCUCACGCAAAAACAAUAAAUUAAAAAAACAAACAACAACCGACGAUGGAACGAGCGAAAACUUACUACAGCAGCAACAACAAACGACGACUACAGAUGAAGUUCAUCACGCGGGCGCGAAAUUAUCGCGCAAAUCUCAAAGUUUCAAUGAAUCGUCAACGCGCGUCUUACCACCGCCACCAAACUACGAACAGUCAACAACAAGUGACAUCACUCCACUACCACCAACUGUAACAUGGAAAAAUGAACAUGAAUUUUAUCCCACUGUUGAUCUACAUGGCGAUCAACUCGAUGAUGACGACGAAGAUUUCGACGACGAUGAAGAAAGUGUGCCAUUACUUGUUACUGUUUUUGUCAUUCCGCUUUAUUUAACACUUGGAGCUAUUCUUUUUACUAUUUGGGAAGAGUGGAGUUUUCUUAAUUCGUUUUAUUUUUGUUUUAUUACACUCACAACAAUUGGUUUUGGAGAUUUCGUACCUGGAUCAUCGCUGAAAGUUGAAGCUGAAAAAGGCAAACUCAUAUCCGCAGCCGUGUAUAUUCUCUUUGGUCUCGUCCUUAUUGCAAUGUGUGUUAAUUUAAUGAAAGAGCAGCUAAGUCAAAAAGUAAAACGAGUCGCCAGCAAGUUGGGCAGGUUUUAA